Hyposmocoma kahamanoa is the source of this 1222-nucleotide messenger RNA. RefSeq lists its product as uncharacterized. The coding region runs from base 158 to 790 and encodes 210 amino acids. The record is from RefSeq and is a predicted model, not a curated record. The transcript has 4 exons. NCBI's taxonomy places the organism in Eukaryota, Metazoa, Arthropoda, Insecta, Lepidoptera, Cosmopterigidae.
AUGUUGAUUUAAUUUUUGUUUUUAUUCAGUUUAACCGACAAUAAGUUGUUAUAAAGUAACUGUAUAAGAUAUAGUGUGCAUAGCUGUGAUUCUAGGCAGUGUAAGUGUUUAAUAUAACAUUUGCAAGUAUUUGAAAUUCGAAAAAGAAAAUCACAUUAUGAAAGUGGAAAUACCAAUUUUGAGGAGAUGCUGUUUCUGCUUCCCUUCGAGAUAUGGGCUUUUGAUAUUCGCUUUUGGUGGAUUGCUGUAUUUCGCUUUCUUCAUGUACGCUUACUGUUACCGCAUGUCUUGGCUGUUGUCGCCGUGGAUCGAAGUACCCGACGAAAUAUACCCCUUAGAAGUUACGAGCACUUUACUUAAUAUCAUCUUUAAUUUAAUAAAUUUAGUAUUCAACUCCGUGCUGCUCGUGGCAGCUCAUAAGAAAAGUUUAAAAAUCUUCAAAUCCUUCUACUCGUGGGAAUUUAUUGGCGUUUUUGUGAAUGCAUCGUUAAUAAUAAUAAUCUUAGGCAUCGAUAUGUACAUCAUGUGGGCCUACGGAAUGGACGUGCUCCACCACUCACGAUUGAAAGUGUUGCUAAUAGAAGUGCUGCCUGACGUAUUGUAUUUAUGUAUCCAAUUAUACACUCUGUCUCUGGUGAAGAACGAAAUAAAUAAGUUGUCAAACAAUCACGGCUUUCGAUUCGUCAAUUUGAACGACAGCGAAUGCGUGUACGUUGAAAACACCAACAGUUGUAUUCGUGAUGAUGACAAAGGAAAUUAUAAUUGUGAUUGUCAAAAGUGUACAAGAUAGACGUAUUUUUAUACAGUUGUCAUUAUUAUAAUGUUAGGCCUUUGUUAAACUGUAAAUAAUUUUAGAAGCAGCAGAUCUCCUUGUAGAAAAGUUCGUCGCAGUGGCAAGGCAAAAUAUCAAUUCUCUCCUAGCGCAUCUUCGGUGAAAAUGGACGGGAUUGAAGAGGAUGGGCGAGACGAGAUUUGAAAUAUUUGUUGAUGUAAUAUUGAGCCGUAUUGCGCCUGCAUAGACUCUUUAUUAACUCUGCAACGGAAACACGAUUCACGAUGUCUCGCACGAUAUCGCGCGGGCCCGUGCGUACUCGCGAUGCGAGAUUGUGGGAUGCAAUCGCGUGCAUUGAAAUGUAAACGUUCACACAUUUUCGAAAUUAUAUAAAUAUUAGAUAUUUCAAAAAAUGUACCUUGUGCUGUUUUCAAAAAUAUGUAAUCACGA